GGGUGUCGGGUCGGCCUGUUUCUAUAAACUGGGAUCCUGCGUUGGCCAAUUUCCCAGUCUAGACUGGUGAAAGGCUAGCGGCUGACUCCUUAGGGAGCCCGUAGGAACCCCUCGGGCUGAUGUUAGCACAGCCUCGACUUGGUUUGCCUGAAAGAAAAGCCUAAAUACAUUAGUCAGAGGGCAAAGCUUUUAAGGCCUUCUUGGGAGUGAGUGGCUGGCUAAUGAGAGGUUAAUUUUGUUUCGAAGGGAAGGCUGCGCUGGUUUCCUGAGAUAAAUGGACAGGAAGCGCAUUACCUCCAAGCACUGGCAAGCAGCUCCCAAAUGCUUUUUGCACCUGCUGCUUCUAGCCCUGCGAGCCAGAAGCAAGCCGCACUGGAGUCUGUUAGGGAUCAAGGAGCCCAGGAUGUGAGCGCGGGUUAUGAACCCCUUGCGCUCUCUGGGGUCCCUCUCUCUCUCCAGGGGCUCAGCGCUCACACGGAGCCCUGGGGCUCUUCUCUUACACCUAGGUCCUGCGUGUUCCGGAGCUCCCGGGCAUCCUGAUCCUGCUGAGCCCCUUCCGGGUGCAGAAGGGUUAAGAAUGAUGAAGAAGAGGAGGAAGCGAGGCGAGCCCCCCGGCCCAUGCCGCAGCAAGAGGCCCGGCCCAGCCGCUGCGCCCGCGCCGCCGCCCUCCUCCUCCUCGCCGGAGCGCACGAGACCUGCAUGGACGGGCAUGGGCGUGAGAGCAGCACCUUCCUGCGCCGCCGCCCCCGCCGCCGCCGGGGCUGAGCUGGGCCGCCGCCCCGGGCUCUGGCCGCCGCCGUUGCUGCUGCUGCUGCCGCCGCUGCUGCUGCUCAGCCUUGGGCUGCCCCACGCAGGUCAUUGCCAACAGCCAGCUCAGUGUCGAAUACAGAAGUGUACCACAGACUUCGUGUCCCUGACUUCACACCUGAACUCUGCCGCUGAUGGCUUUGACUCUGAGUUCUGCAAGGCCCUUCGCGCCUAUGCUGGCUGCACCCAGCGAACUUCAAAAGCCUGCCGCGGCAACCUGGUGUACCAUUCUGCUGUGUUAGGUAUCAGUGACCUCAUGAGCCAGAGGAACUGUUCCAAAGAUGGACCCACUUCCUCCACCAACCCGGAAGUGACCCAUGACCCUUGUAACUACCACAGCCAUGGGGGAGUCAGAGAACACAGGGGAGGGGACCAGAGCCCUCCGAAUUACCUUUUCUGUGGCUUGUUUGGAGACCCUCAUCUUAGAACUUUCAAGGAUCACUUCCAGACGUGCAAAGUGGAAGGGGCCUGGCCACUCAUAGACAACAAUUAUCUUUCGGUUCAAGUGACGAAUGUGCCUGUGGUCCCUGGAUCCAGUGCGACAGCUACUAACAAGGUCACUAUUAUCUUCAAAGCACACCACGAGUGCACAGAUCAGAAGGUGUACCAAGCUGUGACAGAUGACCUGCCAGCCGCCUUUGUGGACGGCACCACCAGCGGGGGUCAUGGUGACAUUAAGAGUCUGCACAUUGUGGAGAGAGAGAGCGGCCGCCACGUAGAGAUGCACGCCCGCUACAUAGGCACCACAGUGUUUGUGCGACAGCUGGGACGAUACCUAACCCUCGCUAUUCGGAUGCCUGAAGACUUGGCCAUGUCCUAUGAGGAAAGCCAGGACCUGCAGCUGUGUGUGAACGGCUGCCCCACGAGUGAAUGCAUUGAUGACGGACAAGGCCAGGUGUCCGCUAUCCUGGGGCACAGCCCGCCUCGCAGCACGUCAGUGCAGGCCUGGCCUGGCUACACACUGGAGACGGCUACCACCCAGUGCCAUGAGAAGAUGCCGGUGAAGGACAUCUACUUCCACUCUUGUGUCUUUGACCUGCUCACCACUGGUGAUGCCAACUUUACUGCUGCAGCCCACAGUGCCUUGGAGGACGUGGAAGCACUGCACCCAAGGAAGGAACGCUGGCACCUCUUCCCCAGCAGCUCUGCCGGACGCAGGGAUCUGCCUGUCAGUCUCGGACUCGCAUGCUUCAUCCUCAUUCUGUUUCUGUAGGG
This is a messenger RNA of Acomys russatus (golden spiny mouse), 2022 nucleotides long. It is a transcript of the gene Rgmb, whose product is annotated as repulsive guidance molecule BMP co-receptor b. Gene Ontology annotation, cellular component: plasma membrane. The record is from RefSeq and is a predicted model, not a curated record. Gene Ontology annotation, molecular function: coreceptor activity. The coding region runs from base 419 to 2020 and encodes 533 amino acids. NCBI's taxonomy places the organism in Eukaryota, Metazoa, Chordata, Mammalia, Rodentia, Muridae. The transcript is spliced from 4 exons. Gene Ontology annotation, biological process: BMP signaling pathway.